Molecule: messenger RNA, 2951 nt
Organism: Oppia nitens
Lineage: Eukaryota; Metazoa; Arthropoda; Arachnida; Sarcoptiformes; Oppiidae
Product: transforming growth factor-beta-induced protein ig-h3-like
Exons: 8
Coding region: 428-2923 (831 amino acids)
Biological process (GO): extracellular matrix organization; cell adhesion
Cellular component (GO): extracellular matrix
Molecular function (GO): cell adhesion molecule binding
Source: RefSeq, a predicted model, not a curated record
AAACCAUUUAGACUGAAAAAUAUUUUUUGAAGUAAAGAAAAAACAUUGACAUAAACCACAUAUUUUUAUUUAAAAACUCAUAUAGUUUUCUGUAAAAAUAUAAUAAUAAUAACAAUAAUAAUAAUAAAGUAAAUACCAGUAGAGAGACGACAACGACUUUGACUUUUAAAACAACAUUUAGUAUUAGUAUUAAACUUGAAAUACAGUACUGUUUUUGUUAUAAUUACUGUUAUAUAUAUUAUUUGCCAUACAAUCAGUAUUGACACGUUCAGUGACAAUAAAAAAGUUUAGAUACAUUUUCACUAAAUAAAUAGUAGUUAUUAAAUAAAUAAAUAUAUAUAAUUGUCUAGUGUGUGAUAUUUGACUUUAUAUAAAUAGACUAAAUUUUUUGUAUGUGAUUGACAAAUAAGUUAUAAUAAUAAUAAUAAUGAUGACCACAAAUAUCUUAUUGCUAUUGUCAUCGAUUGUCAUCAUCAUCGGUGGUCUACCCAAUGAAAUACAGGGUCAAUGGCAUUCCGAUGGUUUUCAGUCAAUGCAUAACAAUUGGCUUAAUAUGAUGGGAAACAGUCAUAGAAUAAAUUCUAUGCCGACUUUCGGUAGUCUAGACAUGAGACUACCGGAGCGCGAAUCGGCGGCCGAACCAUUACAUCAUCAAGAGUUUGAUCCGUCGGUUGUUGUCGUUGACAAAGGUUCUGCCGAAGACACGGAAGCGGAACCAUCGCAUGAAUCGGAAUCAGAAAAUCCGUUUGAUAUGGAUUUUCCGUUAACAAUGGGUUUCAAUAGACCUAACUUCUGGUCGUUUGGCUUACCAUCGAGCCGUCAAAAGCCGUGGUGGAAGGGGCCAAAUGUUUGCAUCGAGAAAAAGGUCAUCAAAGGUGAUGAGGCCGUCAUUAGUACCAAAACUGGUGGUCUGGAGGUCGAGGAUCAAAGUCCGACAAUGAAUAUGCAAUUUCAAUCGUUUGGAUCCAAUUUACGCAACUCAUUGAGUCUUCAGUCAACUUCUUGCAGUGAAUCCGACACUUCCUAUACAUGUGUCUCAAAACUAAUUAAAGGCAGAGAAAAUACGACAACAAUUGUUAAGCGUCAAUGUUGUCACGGAUUUUUCAAAGAUACCAGUACUGGAUGUACUAAAAUGAAUCUCAAGAGUUUGGUGGAGACAAUGAAAGAUCUUAAUGCUAAUCGUAUGUUAAAAUUAAUUGAAAGGUUCGGUAUGUCCAACAUUUUGGUCGCCGAUAAUAUCACUGUACUGGCCGUUAUCGAUGAAUCGCUAAUUGAAUUAGAAGACAAUGUGACCAAAGAUGAGAAUGAAGUGGAAACACAAGACUUUUCCUAUCCAUCGGCUGUCCGGCGAAGACGUGAAACAAAUACAAUGCCCGACUCGAUUGCAAUGCAUUUGUUGCCCGGUUUUGUCAGAUCUGGCGAUAUGAACGACGACGUACUGGUGCCUACACUGAGUCCCUCCAAACAACAGAUCCGAUUCAAUGUCUAUCACACACACCCUAGACGAGUGGUCACUGCCAACUGUGUGCCACUGGUGUCGACCAAUAACUAUGCCAUCAAUGGUAUUGUUCAUAUAGUCAACAGAGUGAUGCCGUCGCCGACCAAGACGUUGAAACAAAUCAUUGAAAACGAUGAUCGGUUUACAAUUCUUGGACAAAUAUUGUCGAAGACUAAUCUAAUGGAUCAGUUGAAUGAUAGUAAACAACAUAUAACUCUGUUGGCGCCGACCGACGAAGCUUUUCGACGACUAGACAGCCUAUAUCUGGAAAGACUACUCAAAGGACAGUCGUGUGUCGACGCAUUGCUCAACAAUCAUAUUAUUGGUGACACUCUUUGCCUGUCAGCCGUACAAGAGUUUGCUUCAGUGAGAAAUAGAUUGGAAAAACUGUUGCCAAUCAAGAGAGUCAAUCAAAAAGUUGAGAUCAAUGGCAUAAAUGUUGUGGAAAGCGAUCAAUUGGCCACUAAUGGUGUGAUUCAUGUCAUCGACGGAGUCAUUUCAUCAGUUGAAUCGCAACCCAUAUCCAAGUUUCUCGAGAAACACCAGUUGACAGACUAUAUGAAACUGUUGAACGAUUCGGGUCUGUUAAGCGAAUGGGACGGACUGACUAAUGUGUCGUUUUUCAUACCGUCGAAGAAUGCAAUGAGAAGCCUAUCGCAGCCGGAUUUGGACAGAAUUCGCAACAAUACUAGAGAUCUGAUUGGCUAUCAUGUGGUCCCAACCAAAUCAGAAGUAUGCGACUGGACUGAAGAUCAACUGAUGAGGACAAUGAGCGACAAAAAUCAGAUGAUGAGAAUCAAUAUGUUUGGCAGCGAUAUACUUGGAUUCAGUUUGAGACCAGUGGUUACGGCUCAGUGCGCGCCGAUUAUUGCGCCCAAUCAAGACAUAUGCGGCGCUUCCAUAUAUGUUGUCGACCGCUUUCUUCAGCCAUCCAAAGGCACUCUACUGCAGACACUCGACUCGAUGGAAAACUUGUCUAUUAUCCGGCAAAUUGUCCAAACAAGUGGCAUCCAAGAACAGUUGACUGCUAACGGCACCUAUACAUUGCUGGCACCCGAUGAUGAAACUGUACGCAACUAUUAUUCUGUACCGCAAAUCAAUUCAAUGGUCAGCAAUCAGAAUGAAUCGGAAAAGUUUAUCAAAAGACAUUUGUUUGGAGAAAUUAUCUGCUGUUCGGGAGUUAACAAUUCGCCGCUAUUUCUGAGUUCGCAAGAGUUCCGAAAUUUGGACGGAAAGUUGGUGUCCGCCCAUCGGUCGUUCGCGGGUCGGGUUCGAUUCGGUACGGCACAGGUCACCCGUUGCGACCAAAUGGCCGACAACGGAGUCGUUCACGUAAUCAAUCGUGUUUUGACCAGAAAACGGCCAGAAAUGUCGUCAUCGCCGAUAAGUCACGACUUUUCGUUUCCAUUGCAAUUCGUAUUCUAAGGAAAAAAAAGUUCUUAAAAAAACUAUU